Messenger RNA from Penicillium verrucosum, 675 nucleotides. RefSeq lists its product as uncharacterized. NCBI's taxonomy places the organism in Eukaryota, Fungi, Ascomycota, Eurotiomycetes, Eurotiales, Aspergillaceae. The transcript has a single exon. The record is from RefSeq and is a predicted model, not a curated record. Bases 1 to 675 code for a protein of 224 amino acids.
AUGCCGGCUAGCUUCCUCGGUCUUCCUGCGGAACUCCGCAACGAGAUAUACAUGUAUCUCCUAGUACGCACAGAGCCUAUUGAUCCCUGGAGUUCAGAUAAUAGUCUAGUACCCAAUAUCCUCUACACGAACACGAAAAUCCUACACGAAGCCAGGUCACUACUUUAUGGUGAUAACUGCUUUGAUUUCAGUGGGUCGACACCCAAACUUAUAACUCAGUUUCUUGAUGAGAUUGGCUUUGCCAACGCAUCUCAUAUUCGGUGUAUCCGCAUCGACUUCCCCGGACUUCGUGGUCUUAAUGAAAAGCCCAGCCUGGAAGUAGACAGCCUUGAUAUACCGGAAAAGACCCAGUGCCACUGCACCAAUCUCAACAAGUUUAUCAUAGCCCCAGAGAGCACAGAUACCAUGGAACGUCACUUCGGUUCACUUGAAAGUCCUAACAUCUGUGCUAAUGCCUUGGCGCUGGUCGAUGCUCGUUUCAGAGAGAUUUCGUCUCUCCAGGACAUCGUCGUCGAGGUUUAUGGGAAAGUAUCAAGCUCAGACAUGAGAAAGAAGAUGAAGAGCCAUGGAUGGAUACUCAAUGUGGUAGAGGAGGAGGAUGGUUUUGAAAACGACGAGUAUCUUUGCCAAUACGACAGUGAUUAUCUUUGCCAAUAUGACAGUGAUUAUUACUAG